Molecule: messenger RNA, 3522 nt
Organism: Trichoderma harzianum CBS 226.95
Lineage: Eukaryota; Fungi; Ascomycota; Sordariomycetes; Hypocreales; Hypocreaceae
Exons: 3
Biological process (GO): glycerophospholipid catabolic process
Molecular function (GO): protein binding; glycerophosphocholine phosphodiesterase activity
Source: RefSeq, a predicted model, not a curated record
CAAAGCCUUCCGCGAAACCAAGUCCCUGAAUGGGCCGGCGCCUAUAUCAACUACAAGGGCCUCAAGAAACUCGUCAAGGCCGCCGCCGAGAAAGCCCGGAAUGGCGAAACCGUAGAUCCAGCAGAGCUUUCCUUUGCCCUCGACCGUAACCUUGAAGAUGUCGAUUCCUUUUAUAACAAAAAGUACGCCGAGGCUUGCCGACGCGUCGACCUUUUGCAGAAUCGCUAUGGACGCGUGCCCGAUGUCGUCGCGACUCUGGACCAGGACGAGAUUGAGGAGGUCAUGGGCGCGCUCUUGGAACUGAGAAGCCAGUUGAGAAACCUGCAGUGGUUUGGUGAAAUAAACCGAAAGGGUUUCGUCAAGAUCACUAAAAAGGCCGACAAGAAGGUGCCCGGAGUCGCCUCUCAGCACAGAUACAUCUCAACAAAGGUUGAUCCAAAGCCGUUUGCGCGGGAUGGAAAUGUCGUCAGACUACUCAGCGAGAUCAACCGCUGGCUUUCGGUGCUGGGGGACGCGCAGAACGUAGAUGAUUCCACGUCAGAGCGGUCUACUCGUUCCCUCAGUAGAUCCUCGGCUAGAGUAUUUCUUCAUAUGCCACAGGCCCAGUUCGAUACGCUGGAGCAGGCUGUCCGCAGCAAUGACGUUGAGUCGCUGAAGUCUGGUUUGGCUGAUGCCCAUGUUGUCUCGUCGGAGACUUCGUCACAGCCAUUGUUACUCAAUCUUUUGCAACGGUCAAUUUCAGGAAGAUCCCGGGCCUGUAUUGCAUAUCUUUUGCAAAACAUCAAAGAUCUCGACGAGCCAGAAGACAUCAAUGGACGGAAUUGCAUCCACCGCCUGGUCAUUCACAUUGGCCGCACCAAAUCUGCGCCAACAAACGAGGACGCUAACACGUACCCCGUUCCUGUUGGCACACAUUUCAACAACAGGCAUCUGCAGCCUGCAGUCUCCUCUACCGUCCAAGUCAAGGAAAUCAACAAGCACGAAUCCGCUCUCCUCGGAAAGGACGAUGAAGCUGUGCAGAUCCUUGAAUAUCUGUUUGACAAUAUGUCUGAAAACCAGCGAGCUGCUCUGAAGAGCCCUGACGCAUUUGGCCGGCUACCGCUUCACUAUGCUGCCCAAUUUGGAUUCGUCGUUGUGUGCCAAAUUAUCAUGGCCAGGAUGCAGCAAUGGAAUCAGUUUGACGUCAAGGACGGAAUCGAUGCCCCUGAGUGGCAAGACAGUGAUGGUUACGCGCCACUCCAUCUCAGCGUCAUCGGCGGCCAUCCUCUAACCACCCAGGCUCUGCUCCAGGGCGAGAUUUGGCAGGGCAGCAGUGAGGCCAAGACGGAGAUUCGAAAGACGGUUGCCAAGUCUGGCGCCGUCCUUGCGCUUGCUACCAAAUCCAACUAUACUGUCAUUGUCAAGAUGCUUGUCGAUGCAGGUGUUAAUGUCAAUUGGACCGACAAGACGGGCGAGACGGCUCUCCACGUUGCCGCCAGGUUUGGGCAUGACGAGUGUGCUCGCGUCAUCCUAGAGAGCAAGUUGCAAAAGGUCGAUGUGGAAAUCACAGAGAAGUCUUAUGCCUGGACUCCUUUGCACGUCGCUGCUGUUGACGGCUCUCUCUCUGUUGUCCAAUUACUCAUCGAUGCUGGGGCAGAUGUCUCCAAGCCAGAUGCAUCUGGCUGGACAGCUACUGAGCAUGCCUCGUUGCGUGGUCAUAUGCAGAUCGCGAGGCUUCUCGCGGCUCACACUGACGAGUCUGAGGCUGCUACCAGAGCCGUGACUGCAUCUCCACCACUGAACCCUACAGAGGUCUCAUCCUCCAUUGACGGCCGUCGUUCGAAUGGAUCUCCGCCAGCACCGCGACCAGCUGAGCUUGUCAAGACGUUCGGUCAUCGUUACCUGACUAAUGAAAGCCUGGUCUUGGUUAGCCUUGGAUCUAUGGAUAUUCGAAAGAAGCUCGAUGCGGUAACUCUUGACAGCGUUCCUCUCGCAGAGGCACACAACACACAGCUCGAUACAGCUCUGUCUGUCGUGGUAACCGCCGACGGGGCUCAUGGAGAGUCAACUAUUAUUGAUCUCCCGGUUCACGAGCAUAUUGCUACCGAGCCGAUUGUCUUCACAACUCGAGACGCAUCCAAAGUCAAGCUUCUCUUCGACAUUGUUCCAACUUAUUCUGGAAACAACAAGCACAAGAUCGGCCGUGCCGUGGCCCUUAUGUCUUCUGUCAAGCCAUCCCUUGGCACUGGCCGUAUGAACUUGCAAGGCGACUUGUGCGUGCCUAUUAUGAAUAGCAGCUUGGAGGUUAUUGGAACAGUCAACUUCAACUUUUUGGUCAUUACACCCUUCUAUCACCCUAACAUGGAGAUUACUUCUAGACAGACGUACUGGAAAAAGCUCUCAUCUACCAUGCUCAUUGGCCAUCGAGGUCUCGGAAAAAACAUUACCUCAAACAAAUCUCUUCAGCUCGGCGAGAAUACAUUGCCGUCUUUCAUUGCUGCGGCCAAUCUUGGAGCUCAAUAUGUCGAGUUUGAUGUGCAGCUCACCAAAGAUCAUGUGCCGGUCAUCUACCACGACUUUCUUGUCAGCGAAACUGGCAUCGAUGCACCUGUUCACACGCUCACUCUGGAGCAGUUCUUGCACAUCAACCCAGAUGGUAGGAGGAGCAACAGCAACCGCAAGAAUAGCCCAGCCCAGAGCGGAAAAUCGACUGUUGGCCGUACGCGCAGCAGCAGCUUUACCCCACAGCGGUCACAGUCUAUGGGCUACGCCGGUUCUGGUUUGCAACAGGAGAUGGAAGAGCGCAUGAAACACACUAGGGACUUCAAAGAGAAGGGAUACAAGGCCAACUCGCGAGGCAACUUUAUUCAGGCGCCUUUUGCGACACUGGAAGACUUGUUCCGAAAGCUACCGGAGCAUAUUGGUUUCAACAUUGAAAUGAAGUAUCCCAUGCUCCACGAAAGCGAGGAACACGAGAUGGAUACGUAUGCGGUGGAACUAAACUCCUUCUGCGACACCGUGCUGUCUAAAGUCUACGACCUGGCGGGGGAGCGCCACAUCAUCUUCAGCUCCUUCAACCCGGAUAUUUGUUUGUGUCUCAGCUUCAAGCAACCCUCCAUUCCGAUUCUGUUCCUGACAGAUGCCGGCGUCUCCCCUGUCGGAGAUGUCCGAGCCUCAUCGCUGCAGGAGGCCAUCCGCUUCGCUAGCCGCUGGAACCUUCUCGGCAUUGUUUCCGCAGCGGAGCCCCUGAUCAACAGCCCCCGCCUCGUGAGGGUUGUGAAGGAGAAUGGGUUGGUGUGUGUCAGUUACGGCACGCUUAAUAACGACCCGAUGAUGGUUCAGCGUCAGGUCAAAGAAGGCAUCGAUGCCGUCAUUGUAGACAGCGUUUUAGCUAUCCGAAAGGGACUCACCAGCGCUGAAACUGCUGUGGAGCAGCAGAAAACGGACACUUCGACGGAAGAAGAGGUCGUGGCUAUUGCACAGCCCAUCACGGAACAACUACAGAACUUCAGCCUUACGGCGAGCACACCAGUCUCUGGUUAG